Messenger RNA from Perkinsus marinus ATCC 50983, 1053 nucleotides. RefSeq lists its product as hypothetical. The record is from RefSeq and is a predicted model, not a curated record. Gene Ontology annotation, biological process: transmembrane transport. The transcript has a single exon. Lineage: Eukaryota; Perkinsozoa; Perkinsida; Perkinsidae. Gene Ontology annotation, cellular component: membrane. The coding region runs from base 1 to 834 and encodes 277 amino acids. Gene Ontology annotation, molecular function: transmembrane transporter activity.
AUGUUCAAUGCGAUUAAGAAGUGCUCUUUGGAGAAGAACAAGAAAACUCGGGGAGGUCAGUUCGAAGAUGGGUUCAUAGAAGAUGUGAAAGCAUUGCUCCGUUUGAUUCCAUUAUUCUCACUCAUUAUCCCCUUCGUUAUUGCUUACGUCAAUCUCUCCACUGCUUACCUCACACAAGCACAGAAGAUGGACAGGCGGUUGUUCAACUGGAAGAUCCCUGCUGCACUGAUGCAAAAUGUCGACCCGAUCGCCGUCGUGAUCAACUCUAUAUUAAUCAGCUCCAUUCUCUACCCACUCUUGAAGAGGCGUGGUAUUGUACUAUCGGUGCUCUUGAGGUCCUUCAUUGGAAGUGUUCUCGGUGUAGUUUCAUUGGUAUCCGCCCUCAUAGUCGAACUACAGAUCAAGUCAAGACCACUUUUCACUGUGUCGAUAUGGUGGCAAGUCGUGCAGUUCUGGCUCGUUGCAGCAGGCGAGAUUUUCCUCAUCUCAACAUCUUAUGAGAUUGCAUUCACAUUGUCACCAAGCUCGUUGAAGGCAGUCGCAUCGGCGGUGAAUUUGUUAUUCUUCGCCGUUGGAUAUGCGCUCUCCGGAGUGAUCUUCCAGCUAUGUGCUCCGUGGUUGCCCAAUUUCGAUCCGGCAAACCCGACUGUGAUAUCUCACAAGGGAGCCCAUUACGAAUACUUUUAUCUAGUUCUCAUCGCGCUGUGCUGCAUCGGAGCAGCUGCAUGCUUAGCACUCAUGCCUUACUUCAAGCGAGUCGCUAAGGCUAAUAGAGAACUGCUCGAAGCUGUUCGGAAGGAAGAGGUUACCGAGGAAGAUUCAACAAAAGUCUGAAACGCUGCAGUGGAUUAGACCCUAGACUUUCGUGCCUUCACUUCAGGAAUGUUCAUUUGCUCUGCCGCUAUAUUCGACAACUCUUUGCGUUACUCGCACAUUUUCCCGUAGGAUGGAGUAUUCGGGGUGAAAGAUCCUUCGCAGUAGUCUACUCCUAGCGGGUCUAGGAUGUUUAUCGAUUUCAGUCCAGCCAGAACAGGCUUGUAAUACAUCAUCCGU